UACAGUUGCCAUUCUACUUUAAAUUUCCCUUAAUCAUAAAAUAGAGGAUAAAAACUAAUCAUGUCCAAGCCCACAAACCUGAAGGAUGCCCUGGCCAAGUGGGAGGAGCGCAAUAAGCAGCCGGCCAACACGGCCACAGAAAUUGGUCUGCAGUUCCAGUAUCCGCCGAUUGAGAAAAUGGAUCCGAUCCUCAACAGUCUGACCGAGUGCCAGAAGCUCAGUUUAUCCUCUAACAUGAUCGAGAAGAUUAGCGGCAUAUCGGGAAUGAAAAACCUCAAGGUAUUGAGCCUGGCACGCAAUAAUCUGAAGACCCUCAAUGGCAUAGAACCUUUGGCCGAUACCCUGGAGGAGCUGUGGGUGAGCUGCAACAACAUCGAGAAGAUCAAGCCCAUCGAGGUGAUGAAGGCUCUCCGGGUGCUUUACAUAUCCAAUAACGCGAUCAAGGACUGGGCCGAGUUUAUGCGCAUUGGCAUUCCGCCGAAUCUCUCGGAUAUCACGUUCCUGGGCAAUCCCUUGAACGAGAGCAUGGAACCGGCUGUCUUCACAGCCGAGGCAGUGCGUCGUCUGCCCAAUCUGAAGAAGCUCGACGGGGAGCCAGUCAUUCGCUAGGGAAAAACAAACGUUGUUAUGUUCUGAAUAAAAAGGGGAGUCACAAGCCGAACAGA
Drosophila takahashii is the source of this 665-nucleotide messenger RNA. Its product is annotated as dynein axonemal light chain 1. Lineage: Eukaryota; Metazoa; Arthropoda; Insecta; Diptera; Drosophilidae. Gene Ontology annotation, molecular function: alpha-tubulin binding; dynein heavy chain binding. Gene Ontology annotation, cellular component: cytoplasm. The record is from RefSeq and is a predicted model, not a curated record. Gene Ontology annotation, biological process: outer dynein arm assembly.